Coffea arabica (coffee) is the source of this 1228-nucleotide messenger RNA. Its product is annotated as ENTH domain-containing protein C794.11c-like. The record is from RefSeq and is a predicted model, not a curated record. Lineage: Eukaryota; Viridiplantae; Streptophyta; Magnoliopsida; Gentianales; Rubiaceae. Gene Ontology annotation, biological process: endocytosis. Gene Ontology annotation, molecular function: clathrin binding; phospholipid binding. Gene Ontology annotation, cellular component: plasma membrane; clathrin vesicle coat; endosome.
UUUUCUGACAGUUAUCGACAAAAGUUUAGCAUUUUAAAUUCUUUUCUAUUGGCAUAAAUUUACUUGUAAAGCAACUUUAUGUACCUCCGAUUACAUGUGCAAAUCCACUUUAUAGAUUAGUUGAUGUUAGUUAAUCGUUUUUGUAAUGGAGUAGUUGCAUUUCAUUCCAUGUUACGUAAAAGACUUGAAUGAGAUCAAUCUUUAAAGGCUCAUUUCCAUUACAUAAAUGAUUCGUUAAUCUUGAAAAGACCGACAUGGAUGGUCAUUUCUUGCAUGAAUUCAAAAGGCAAGCGUCGUUCUUCUUCAAGGACAAAAUCAAGGUUGCCCGAUUGGCUCUUCUUGAUGUUACACCAGCUCAACUAUCGACAGAAGAAGCCACAAAUGGAGAUUCCUCAGCACCGGACGCACGUACGAUGAGACUUAUAUCACGUGCUGCCUUUGAAGUUGAUGAUUAUUGGAGAAUCGUUGAUGUUCUGCAUAGAAGGUUGCAGAACUAUGAUAGACACAAUUGGCGAGCGGCCUACCAGGCGAUGAUAUUGCUGGAACACCUCCUCACGCAUGGACCAGCAAGAGUUGCAGAGGAGUUUCAAGGUGAUCGAGAUAUCAUCAGAGAGAUGGCAAAUUUGUCUUACAUAGAUGAGAAGGGGUUCGAUUGGGGAUUAAGUGUGCAGAAAAAGGCUGAAAGAGUGCUGAAGCUGAUCAAGGACGGGUCAUUUCUCAAGGAAGAAAGAGCAAGAGAGCAAAAAUUAACAGUGGGGAUUAAAGGGUUUGGGAGUUUCUGUGAACGAUCAAUCUUAACAGAUGAGAGUUCGAAAUGUGCAUAUUCCGAUAAAUAUUUGAGAUGUCAUUCUCACUUUUGUGAACGUCAAAGCACUGAAGACGCUCUGUUGGCUGCAGACGACGAAAGGAUUCCAAAUGCGCAGGAGAUUCGUAAUAGGCACAGAAAUUUAACAACCGAAAACCCAGCACAAAAUUCCGACGCCAACAGAACCUUUGAAGAGAAUGAUCAUCCCUUCUACGGCAAAGAAGAUCAAGCUCUAGUCUCCCUGCUUUCCUCAGGGUGAAACCUUUGCACGGUACUUCUUAAAAGGAAGUUCCUGUAAACACUAUGAUUUUGUAGUUGACAUGUCAUCUCCUUUAGUAUUCUAUAGCAGAAUCAGAGUUGUACGAUAAGAUAUUGUCUUAUGCUUUAAAAAAGUGAAAAUCAGGUUUUAUCUAGAGUUAAAUC